AUGUUUGCUCGUGUUAAUUUAUCUUCAGUAUUAAUAGUCAUAUUGUGUUCAGUUGCUGUGAACAGUGCUAAAAAAGUUAAAGCUAAACACGGUCCUAGUGGAAUGUCCUUCUCUGAUACGACUAAUUGUACAGAAUUCUCCAAGUAUGGCCGAUUCAAUCCUUAUUCUGUUCUCCAUGAGAAAUGGAUUGUGUUCUUCUAUUGGGCUGCGCCGCAACCUUUGAUGACUUAUAUUUUUACUUUUCCUACAGUCAAUCAUACUAAAAAUCUGAAGAAAAUUCUGGAUGGGAACACAAUUUUACCUGUAAUGUGGUCAGCUCGACAGAUAUUGAUGGAAGAUCAAAAUCAUGUGGUCACUUUACUGGUGGAGCGAGCAGACCGGGGAGAGUACUGGCAAUAUCCACUGUAUAAAGUUACUGGCUCACACAAGAUAACUCCUCGAGAUGUACGCUUGAAGCAAACAGGAGAUAAUCGACUGAUUGGCUUCAUGGAUUGCAAGGAUGAAACUAUGUUCGCAAUGGCAAGGAUGAAUGAUGUGCCUCCCAAGAAUAAACUGGCGGAGGAGGCGGCAAGGCUCGGCUACAAGGGGCGACGAGGUAAAUCCUACCUGUACCAGGGCCAUGAAUGGCUUCCCAUACCAGAAGACGAUGAAAAAAACUACUGGCACUACCCUAAAAAGAACAAAGAAAAUUCAUCUAAUGAAGACCAGAGAAGUAGCGAAGAAGAAUCAGAAGAUACAAAUAAACAAGAGGAAACUGAACAAAAGGAAAAUCCUGAUAAUGAUAAUAAAUUGUUUCGUGAAAAACAUCUGGAGCCAAAUUGCAUUAAAAUAGAGCCUGAAUUAUGGAAUGAUCCGAAACCAGAUCCAACUGAAAACCAAAUGUUGUCUAUCGACGAUUUAAAUAAAUUAGAUGCAAAUGAAACUAUUAAUAUUAAUAACAAAUCGUUAAACGAAUCAUAUAAUUCUACAAGCAUCAAAAGAGAAACAAUAUUAGAAACAAAUGCUGAAAAUGUAGAAAAUAGACAAAACAGUAGUAUAACAAGCACUGUAGACCAACAGAAGAUAAACAUUGAUAAUAUAGAAGUAAAUAAAACCGAAUAUAUAAAGGUAGAAGAUAAGGAAUUCAAAUAUCAGAAUGAAAUAGACAAAUUCUUGUCUUACGCAGAAAACACAAAACCAGACUUUGAGGAAGUAAAAGAUGAAAAGACAAAAGAGGAGACACCAAAAGAUGAUCAAAUAAAAGAAAAAGAAGCAGAAGGUAAGAAGGUAAAUAAGGAAGAAGAGGAUAAGAUAGUAGAGGAAAUUAUAGCAGAAGAUGAAGAAGCAUACAAUAAGACGGUAGAAGAGACGAAAGCAAAAGACACAAAAGCAGAUAAUCAGAAUGCAAAUUAUGAGCAAACCAAAGAAAACAAAACAGAAAAUAAUGAAAUAGAAGAUAAAAAAAUCGAAGACAAGAAAGCAGAAGAAAUGAAAGUGGAAAAUGUUAAAGCAAAAAUUAAGAGAGCAAAAUAUAAGCUAGCAAAGAUAAAGCAAGAUAAAGCAAAGAAAUUAAAAGAAGAAAAAGAGGAGGAGCCAGAAAAUACUUGUGAUAUAUGUUAUGAUUCGUCAACGUCUAUGUAUUCAACUACUGAUCCUUAUACUCCCAUAGAUGCCCCAUAUAAGAAGACUGAUCGAGGAUUUGAAAAGAAUUUUGUAUCUCCAAAUCCAGAAAAAUCUACAAAAAGUAAAGAAACGCCUAAAACAUCGACGGAGAAACCCUCAAUAACUGUAAAUGAAGAGGAUGAUGUUAUCACUAUUAGACCAGUUCCACACAAAACAGUUUGAUUGCGGAUUGAAUUGGACAGAGCGAUUUUAUAUCUACAUGUAGGCACACAGUUAAAUCGCCAAGUUUAGUUUCGUUUUGCUGCCCCAGAAGAACAAAUAAAAUCAAGUCGACACACGCAUAAAUCCGCAAAAAAUUACCAAUUAGCGUCCGCAGUAUCGGAUUUGAUUGGGCAAUCACAAAUCAGGUGGUAUUGACUACCUAUGAAUUUAAUAUGUUCCGACCAAGACUAUUCGACUGAAACAACGCAGAAUUAAUCACCACACUUGCUCAACGUGAGUUGGCAGGUCUGAUGUUUUCCUUCACCGCUUGUCAUUAGUGUCUAAAUUGUCUUAGAAAGUUACAUAAUAUAACAUCUUGUAAUAAAUGUUAAAGUUUCAUGAUA
Spodoptera frugiperda (fall armyworm) is the source of this 2207-nucleotide messenger RNA. RefSeq lists its product as uncharacterized. The record is from RefSeq and is a predicted model, not a curated record. The coding region runs from base 1 to 1824 and encodes 607 amino acids. Lineage: Eukaryota; Metazoa; Arthropoda; Insecta; Lepidoptera; Noctuidae. The transcript is spliced from 4 exons.